AUGGCCGACGACGAGGAAUCUCCACUAUUAGAGGAUCCAAGACUGAUUACUCCAGGUCCAAAUGAUUUAAUUAUCGCCGACGAAGAUAAUGGAGAUGAUCUCAAUCAAAACAGUUUGUUGGACGCCAAAGAACAACUUGAGGAGCCUCAAUUGGAUUUUAUGAAGGUCGAUGAGGAAGAAUUGGAGCUCCAAGAUGAAGUUAUGGAAGAGGAUGAGUCUAAUUUCAUGGAAAAGAUUGAACAUAUAGAGGAAGGACUGUCGUCUCAAAAAGAAAGUUUCGACGAUAAUCAAGUUGACCCAGCGGAAAUGGAAGAUGCUGUCGUGGAGAGAAAUGAAGAAGUUAUGGAAACAAGUGAGUGCAAUGUGGAGGGAACUUCAUCUGAAAGGGUGCAUAAUAAAGACGAAGCCGAAGAACCUAAUAUCGAGGCAACUUCGUAUGGUUCUCUAAUUGAUGAAAAGAUCCCGCCAAUGACCCCAGAACCAAAAGCAGAAGUACAAGAUCGGGCACAAGGUCCAGAAUGUGAAUAUGAAACCAGAGAGAUUAAUGGACUUGUUUUAAAGGUAGGAAGUUUGAGAAUUGGUUUUAUCUUGAUUUUAGGUACCUAAAUGGGAAGUUGAAUUGGCGAAAAAGUUUGGAUUUAAUCCUUUUUGCUACAUACAACAGGAUAAUAAAAUAUCACUACCAAUAUCAGAACCAAAGGAGGAAAAAAUUAAGGUCCAGAAGAAAGAAAAAAAACGGAAGAAAUUAGGUAAGGGGAUUUCCACGAAUUUCGUUACUGUGUAUCCUAGAUGAGGUACCCGUGGAGCCUAGGAAGAGAAAACGGUCCAAAACAGAAACGCCAACGCCUACUACAUCUUCAGUGUCGUCUUUAAAGCCGCCAACCAAGAAGAUUAAGUUGAUCUCUGAAAGUUGUAAGGUCUGUGGAAAAUCCAUGAAAGAUCGGGAGUUCCUACCAGAUCGUGGGACGUUUUAUUGUUCUACCAAAUGCAUUACCAAGAAAGUUAUAUCCCUCAUGAAAACAAUGACUGAGAACGAUGAGCUUUUCUUGAUGGAUAGAAAAGGGCGUAAAUAUGCGGGCGAGGUCCCACCUCUCAAGAAACUGGAGGCCUUCUUACUCAGGGAUCCUUCUUUCGAACCUGUUAUCAGAGGUAACUUCAGCAUCAUAUAUUUUUUUUUACAUUAUUUAUCUUCAAAUUAAUCUUAUUUUUUUCAGAACGCCAGCGGGAAGCCGGAGACUCGAUGGGUGCUGUUCGCCGACAGAUUCGUGAGAUUGUCCAGAAAGUUUUUACGGACCGUUUCAAAUUCCAUGACAUUUACAACACUCAUCGAGCUAAGGAAUUGGGAUUUCAAGUGGAAUAUGACCUCUUCAAUGAGUACAAGAACGUCAGAGAUGAAAAUUAUAAAAGUUGGUUCAGAUUAUUUAUUCGAUGUGUGAAGAAUUGUGGCAAGGUAAGUGUAAUUUUAUGUUUAUCCAUUGUCCUUUAGACAUUUCUCGACGUGUUAAUAGAAAAUCCAUUAAAACUAUCGGAAUUAGUCAAGUUACAUGGGAAACAGCUAGAAGAAGAAGUCCAGAAGAUUGACACAAUAGAAGCAGGUGUUUUGGACAUCACAGAAGAGCCAUCCACGUCGACUGUUCCAGUCGAAGUUACCAAACCGAAGAAGCCAAUCGAGUUUGAUCUGCUAAAGAAGAAAUUUAAGCCCCUUGACAGAAUUCCUAAAGUUGAGCUUGCCGCCUGCGACAACGUUCCAAAGGUAUUUUUUUAAUUGUAAAACAAAGGUGUGCAAAUGAAAAAAAGUAGUAAUCGUUUUUCUUCGGUCGGAAAUUUCGACAGGUUGGAUUUCAGAAACAUGUAGUUUCCCGUUUAUUCUAGCUCUUUGGAACAUCGAGUAAUCGAGUAUUCUAAAAUUUUUAAUUUCUCAAGGUUUCGAAGGUUCUGUUUAAAUUUGCAUGAAAAAAAUUAUUUUAGGCAAUUUGAGUCUUUGAACGAAAUGAAAUUACUUUGCAAUAGUUUUUUGUUUUUUAAAUUAUCAUUUAGACUGCUCUUGAUGACAUCCUUGGCGACGCUAUGAGAGAUACGACUUCAAAACAUGGCUCCCAUUUAUACGACGCCAACUGCAAAAUAUGUUCUAGGAAAAAUCAAGACGAAGCGCUAAAACAGCAGAGGUUGGAGAAAUUAAAGAAGAAGGAACAGGUAAGAGUUCAAGCGAUAUGGUUUUGAACUCAUGUUUGUGAUAUUACAUGCAUUAUCUUUAGGAAGAAAGAGAAGCCAAAGAAAAGGAGAGGGAACUCAAAAACAAGAAGCGGAUGAAUGGACGGACAAGAGAUCCCUUGGAGAGAAGUCUCAGAUUCAGCGAUGAUGAAGGUCCCGGAGGUGAUGAAGGAGGAUUCGAUGACAUUGAUAGCUCUGAUUUACUUACCAGAAGUCCUUUUGCCCAUCGGUCUAGUCCUGGUGUUCUGAAAAGAGAGUUCAAUGGCCAGAGAUCUCCUUUUUAUUCGAGCAAUCAAAGUCCGGAUGCCUUAAUGGAAAGGGAGAAAAGACGGGAGAGUUGGAGGAACUUACCGAAGGAGGCCUCGACGGAUGACAAAGUAUUGUAAGUCCGGUUUGUUAUAUAGCCCGAUCAUGUGGAAAAAACUGCAUCUCACAAGGGGGGGGUGGUAGGUAGCUCCGACCAAUUCUCCAGCUACGCUGCUCGGAAGUACCCCCAAGUGCGGCGCGCAGAUUUUCUUUAAAUUUUGUGCACACUUCGGGCAUAUGCCACAUACACUGCUCCACGAAAUGAUAGACGCACCCUGUUUUUAGCGAUUAUCUUCCUUGUACUAAAUGAUAUCGAAUAAUGUUCAACAGAUGAAAUGUGGCAAAUUAAACGAGAAUUCAUGUCCCGUAGCGAUUUUGGAACAAAAUUUUGCCUUGACUGAGAUAUGACAUUUUUAGACUUUUUUGGGGUCCACAAAAUGAUAGACGCAAUUAAGUAAUUUUUUGUUUAUUUAAAAGAAUUUUGAGUUAACCUGCUCUUAUUACACUUCCUCGUGUUCUCUGUCGUAUUAGAAAGGUAAUUACAUUUAUAUCCGCUGUACUUCAUCGACGCAGUGGCCUUAUGAGCCAUUUCCGACCUUGUACAUGGGGUAAAAAUUCGUUUGAAAAAAAAUUUGAUUAACGAUUUUGCUUUCGCCAAAAAACCAUCUUAAACCAUCAUAGAUUACUAGUUGCAAAUAUAAGACAUAAAAUAAACCAAUACCGAUUCGCUUGAAGUCAUUUAAUCGACCAUUAAGUUACCGUAUACCUUCUACAGUAACCUUCAAAGGCUCUAAAAGUACAGAAGAUUACUAUCGAUGUCAAUUUUUUGCUCAGAAAAUCAAACUCAGCAUGUUAACAAACCUAAAACCGCAACUUAUUGCCUGCUUAAAUGUCAUGAUGAUUGACAGAUGAUUGAUUAAAGAUAAACGUGUAAAAACAAGCCUAUUUUUGUGAACUUUUUUUUGUCGAACGACGUUACCGACUAAAGGUAUUCUGUAACGGCUGAUGAUUAAAACAUUACGUUUUCAGGCAUGCUCAGUUCGAAUUUGCAAAUUAAAUUUUGUCAUUCUCUUUGAUCGCCUUGGUAUUUCGGGGGUCUAAAAGUAUUAAGGUAGCUAGUUGUUGAAGAUGAUAUGCCAAGAAAAUGCUCGGGAUCCUUGAGCAAGCCGUUUUUUUUCAUCAGUGAGAUCUACACGUAUAAUGUGAUAGUAUUAGCUAGUUUUUCGCCCAAGAAAACAGAAUCACCUACAGUUUUUUUCAAACCGAAUAUUUACCUCAUGUACAAGGUCGGAAAUGGCUCAUAAGGCCACUGCGUCGAUGAAGUACAGCGGAUAUAAAUGUAAUUACCUUUCUAAUACGACAGAGAACACGAGGAAGUGUAAUAAGAGCAGGUUAACUCAAAAUUCUUUUAAAUAAACAAAAAAUUACUUAAUUGCGUCUAUCAUUUUGUGGACCCCAAAAAAGUCUAAAAAUGUCAUAUCUCAGUCAAGGCAAAAUUUUGUUCCAAAAUCGCUACGGGACAUGAAUUCUCGUUUAAUUUGCCACAUUUCAUCUGUUGAACAUUAUUCGAUAUCAUUUAGUACAAGGAAGAUAAUCGCUAAAAACAGGGUGCGUCUAUCAUUUCGUGGAGCAGUGUAGCUCGCGCUUUGCAGCGGCAGCGAGACAUUCGACGGGUUUGGCGGCUAAAAGAGUACGAACACACGGAGAGCGUUCACAGAGAAAAAACUUUUUGGUCGUAUUUCUGCCAGUUUUUUGCGGGAAAAAUUGUUUUGUUGUGGAAACGUGGUAGAAAUGAGCAUGAAACUUUUCAUGCCUACAUUCGCAAAGAAGUGCCCUUUUUCCAACUUUCGACCUAAAAAUCUCGGUCGUUUCUGCAGAGCGCGAGCGAGGAGUUUGCAGAUGAUUCCUUUGUGGGAGCACUACAUAUUUCGGUGAGAAAAAGAUACUUUUUUGUAGUACAUUAAGAUACGUUUUUUCCCACAUGGUCCUGUCCGGGACUCUACAAGUCUCGAUAACGCAAGGGUUUUGUCUAAUUAUCACUUGUUUAGGGCCAAUAAUGUGAUCUGGAGUGGUCGGGUUUGCGCGGAUUCGUAUUCAUUCGAUUGUAAUCUUCUGUUCGUUAGAAAUAGAAGCGCAUAUCAUCUGAAAAACGACAUGAGUCCAAUAAUUCUGGUGAAGCAGUCCGUGGAGAGGGAUUAUGUUUACAAGCAGAUCGACCGUCUCAAGAACAAAUGGGACCGGCAUCUCAUUUCUCUCCUGAUGCAGCCUCCUCAGAAAUCUUCGGAAUAUCAGUGCUUUGUUAGCUUUUAUAAUGAAUUGAAUCGGUCUGACAGGAUGGUCGUCGUCAGUUCCAAUCGGUCCCCAAGCAGUAUCACUGACAUGUAUUUUUACGCUUUGCCUCCAGGGCAAGAACUUCAUCGUGAGUUUGUCUUUUUUGUUUUAUAUGCUAUGGUGUGAAUAUAAUCUACAUCUUGAAUAUUUCAGCUGUCCUCGAUCGUCAAGAUGGGCCAGGACUCAUGGAUUUUGUGAAGAAAUGUGGAAACAUUAUGGCAUUGGUCGUCAGAAAGGCGACCCCGAACCGAGAAAAUUGGAGAAGCACAGAUGCGGUCCAAAAAGCGGACUCAUACAGAGGCGAUCGGGAUUCCAGAAGGCCACUUUCUCGAGAUGAGAACGAUCUCCGAAGGGUGGGGCCUCCCCCAACCUUGGCCCCACCAUCCCUAGCCCCACCGCGGACUCGAUCUCCUCAAAGAAGCAUCUCUCCGGAACCUUUUUAUCGUGCUUCUCCAGGUAUCACAACCGAUGACUUUGAGCCGGACUUGAUGAAUCGAAUUGGGAGCCCUCGGAAUGGAUCCAGUCCUAUCUUUGGGGUCCAGAAACGAGAUUACUCUGACUUUAUGAGACCGGCAGGAAUAAGAGAAGCCUCCGUUAAACAAGAAAAGUCCAGAAGUCAUUUUCUCCAUAGAGAAGGAUCACUUUUAAGAAAUGAUCCAGAUCCGCUAAAAUUGAGUAACAUUAGUCCUGUUACGGAUGAUAAUGAAGAGUUGAAGAGGAGAUCCGACUCUCCCAAACCCUCGAAUCUCACUCUGAAUGCAUUGGAUGAUCUCAAUUCGUUGGUGGAUGUCGAUGAGUUUCAUAUCAGGUAAGAAUUGUUGUGUAAUAAAUUUAUUUACCAUUAUUUAGGAGAUCACGGAAUAUGAACGGUAUGCGAGAACAGGACGAAGACUCUUGGACAAGGGCUCUGGUGGAUGACCCGACCAAGCUUCCCUUGACUUUCGAAAGUUUAAUUGCAGAAUUGAAACAUCUUAAGAAGUCGAGUAAGAUACCAUGUUUAAAUGUAUGAUUCUUUUCAGAAAACAUAAGACUACUGUCAGAAGCCUACUACUGUUUCCAUACAAUGAAACCCACUGAGAAAGCGGCAAUUGAAGAGCUCGCCAAUAAGGCCGAGGGAGAAUUGAAGAUGGAGGUCGAUCUUGAAGUAAAGCCUGAUCUCGUUGUGGAAAGGAGAGUUGAGUCUGUUGUUCAGAAAAAACUUCCGCUUCCGGUGCUGCCGCCUCUCCCAUUGGCCGAGGAGUUAACCAAAUUGACCAAGCAGAAAGAAGGAAAUUCUUCACCGAAUCCCCCGCCACCACCUCCACCACCAGCACUGGAGUUAGGCGAAAUUGAUUCGAAUACCCAAUCACCGAUCGAUGAGAUCAUUCCUCCUCCACCACCACCUCCUCAGCAUCUGGAUGUAAACUGGACUCCCCCUCCACCACCUCCUGUGCCGCCUCCAGUAGUCAGGGGAUCACCCUUAUCUCAACCUGCUCCAACUUAUCCACUUCCAAUCCAUCCACUCUCGCAUCCGAUGACCGACAUGAUUCCUCCGCCACAAGCUGUUCCCCCUCCACCGUUCAUUCCGUCACUACAAGGAGGCCAAGUACAACCAGUUCCCCCUCCAUUUAUGGGAUUCCCUUCAGGAAUAACUUAUCCUCCACCGCCUCCGUUCCAACAUUCUGUUCCAAUUCCGAUAAGAUCAGAACCCGUCCAAAUCCCGAUUGAUACAUUUGACAGUGACGGAGAGGGAUAUAAUCAGGAAGAGUAUUCACCUUUCAAGAAGUUUAAGGAGGAAAAGAAGUUUCCUUUCAAGCAUCUGAAACCACAGCCUCAUGUGGAUCCAAAGGGAAGGGGAGCAAAUAAUAUUCCGUUAGGAAAGGGCGCUGGAGAAAUAUUUGGCCAGAAUGGUAACAACGAGGAACAGGGGGCAAUGGAGCCGGGACCUUCCGGGGAAUUCCCAGAAAAUGAAAAUCCACUAAGUCGUCUGUUGCCGCAGCCUGUAAUGCAACGACCCAGAGGUAAGGUUAACGAUGACUUUUCUUUUUUACAAGGUUGAUCACACAUGUUGUUUUUGAUUUCAGGUGGCCCCCCUCAAAUGCGUGGCAACUUCCGAGGAUCUCCAUCCCGUGGAGGUUUCAACUCCGCAGGCCCUUCUAUGCCAUAUCCAAUGCCCGUACCUCCAAGAGGAAUGAUGAGAGGACGAGGAAGAGGUGGGAUCAUUCCCCGAGGUGUUUCAAUGCCCCGAGGACCUCCUUGUCCGAUCCGUCCACCCGGUCCGGGAAUGCAGAAUCCUCCUGGAUUCCCUCCCCGGGGUCGAGGGCAACCUCGAGGACCUCCUCCCGGCAGGUAUCCGAUGAGAGGAUUCUAUCGAUAA
Molecule: messenger RNA, 7204 nt
Organism: Bursaphelenchus xylophilus (pine wood nematode)
Lineage: Eukaryota; Metazoa; Nematoda; Chromadorea; Rhabditida; Aphelenchoididae
Source: the annotation of a GenBank genome assembly